Messenger RNA from Knipowitschia caucasica, 2385 nucleotides. NCBI's taxonomy places the organism in Eukaryota, Metazoa, Chordata, Actinopteri, Gobiiformes, Gobiidae. The record is from the annotation of a GenBank genome assembly.
AUGGCGGCCAACACCACACAAACGGCACCCUCAACAAACUGGUCUUACAGUGGUUCUUCUGAAAGCCAGGUGCACGAGAAUCCAGAAUGGGAGAAGGCUAGACAAGCUUUAGCCUCUAUUAACAAAAGUCAGACUCAGACCAAGACCACAUCAGCAACUAGGACAACUGAGACAGGGCAGUUUCAAUCAGGAGCAACAGACACUGUGCAACAGCAGCAGUACUAUCAAUGGUACCAACAAAAUCAACAGCAAUAUCCUGGGUAUUCGUACCCCUAUAAUUACUACUAUCCUAUGGCACCGUAUGGUGGAGCAUAUCCUCCAAACCAAUAUAAUGCACCCCAAGGUCAUUUUCCAGGAUCACAAGCCACAAAUGGACAGCCUCCCCCAGUUCCUGGAAUUGAUGAUCAGUCUGCCAGUUUCUCUUCUCAAACCCAGCCUCCCCCUCCUUCCACUCCCCAACCACCCCCAAGUCCCUCUGAAAAACCCCCUCCUCCCCCACCCAUUCCUCCCCCCUCUAACACCCAAUAUCCCCCACCUCCUUCACAGAGUACCUACAAUCCUCCAAACUCCAUGUCAUAUCAACCUUCUGACCAGAUCCAGGUUUACAAUCAUUCACAGGGAAGGCCUGGUUACGGACAGGGUUUUCAGGCUCAGAACAAGUAUCAAGCUCCUGCUGCUCUGCAGCAGCAGUAUGGCCCUGGUGCUGGAAGAGGAGAUGCUAAUAAAGCAAAGAACCAGAACCAAGGGCAGCAACUGUGGCACCGCAUGAAGCAAGCCCCAGGGACAGCUUCUCUUAAAUUCAAUAUUCCCAAAAGGCCAUAUCAAGUUCCGGUCUCUUCAGCAGCCAGUGCAGCACCUGGUGCUCCUCAGCCACGACCACAAGACUGGCCUCAGGCCUUAAAGGAGUAUGUGCAGCGAUGUUUUACAGCCUGUGAGACAGAGGAAGACAAAGAUCGAACUGAGAAAAUGUUGAAAGAGAUUUUGCAAGACAGGCUUAAGGAUGGCUCUGCGUACACCAUAGACUGGACCAGGGAGGAUUUGCCUGAACUUAAAGGUAAAUCUCGCUGGGAGUCUCCGAGGAUGUCUGAGAGUUCUGUUGGUCGCGGUGGAAGCGCAGGAGCUGUCUCCAGAGGAAGAGGACAUCGAUUGGGAAAUUAUAGAAACAUUUUCACUCAGAGAAGUCCCUCGUCUAGUUCUUCUCAUUCCUCCUCCCGCUCACCGUCUCCCUCUCACGGUCGCCGCAGGGAUCGCAGCAACCAAAGGCACAGGAGAAGUGACUCAGGCUCACAGUCGGACAGCAGCAUGUCCAGUGAUCUCCGCCCACAGUUGUCGAGGCGCGGCCAGAAAGGUGCACGUGGCCGCGGUAACAACAGAGAUCGGGGGCGAGGACGAGGGGCAAAAGCUAACAGAGGCAGAAGGAACUUGGACGACACAAGUUCCCCUGUUCCUAAGAAAAAGAAAGGAGGGAAUGCAGGUCUUGACUUCCAUGACCCGAACCGUGAGGCCAAGAAACAGAGUCGAGCUGCACGUUUCCACAAGCAGCUUCGUUCUGAACCCUUGGUGCUCUCCAUCAAUUCCCUGGAGGUGCCUGAUGGCACACAAGAAAACCUCAACUGGGAGGACUGCCCCAUAGUAGGAACGUGUCAGGACAUCACCAAGCAUUAUUUAAGACUGACUUGUGCCCCAGACCCAUCAACUGUCCGUCCUGUUCAGGUCCUAAAAAAGUCUCUUGAAGCUGUAAAACUCCAUUGGAAAAAUAAACAAGAUUACACAUAUGCAUGUGAACAGAUGAAGUCCAUUCGACAGGACCUGACGGUGCAAGGAGUUCGUACAGAGUUCACAGUGGAAGUGUACGAGUGUCAUGCUAGAAUUGCUUUAGAAAAGGGUGACCAUGAAGAGUUCAACCAGUGUCAAACGCAGCUGAAGGCUUUGUAUAAGGAUAAUCCUUCUGAAAAUGUUGGAGAGUUUACAGCUUAUAGACUCAUUUAUUAUAUAUUUACAAAAAAUUCUGGGGACCUCACCACAGAGUUGGUAUACUUGACGCCGGCGCUCAGGGCGGACCCGUGUGUGGCACAUGCACUGUCCCUUCGUGCUGCCUGGGCCUUGGGAAACUAUCAGCGCUUCUUUAAACUCUAUCAACAAGCUCCUCGCAUGGCUUCAUACUUAAUUGACAAAUUUGUUGAGAGGGAACGAAAAGUUGCUCUUCGAGCCAUGGUCAAAACGUUUAGGCCUGAUUUGCCAGUGCAGUAUGUUCAGUCCACUUUAGGCUUUGAUUCUUUAGACUCCUGUAUGGCAUUCCUUACUGGGCUAGGUGUUUCUAUCGCUCCGUAUGACCCCCAAAAAAUAGACUGCAAAGCUAGCACAGCCAUUCUAUCUGCCUUGUGA